GAACAAAUUCUAACCGCGUUUGAGAUUGAGAAUUUUAAGCGGUUUUGGCUGUGUUGAUAGAAAAAAAUCUAAUACCUGUUUUUUGUUUUACUUAAUUUUAGGAAAAACGACACUUAAUUAUUGUGACAUAUUUUAAUUAUAACGCAAUGUUCAGUUUGGUUAACUACUAAACUUUAUAUCACAUACUAACUGCGAUUUUGUAUUGGUAAGAUGGUGAUUGAAAAAGUGCACGGUCUUCAAGCCACUAGGAUAAGUCUUAAUGAUCGGUUUACAAUAUUAGCGUCAGCAACGACCGUAGCUAAUGCUAUGAAGCCUCGUAAGCGCCCUUCUGGAUUGUUCUCUUAUAACCAUAGUGUAAAUAACAGAGUUAUUAUGGACCAGAUAGCUUACCGAUUAGGUCAGCAAGUAAAGAAGCAAGCAGUGAGACAACGUUUGGGUAUGCCAGGGCUAAGACGCUUUGGCAGUGAGAGCAGUCUUAUAGGGCUCCAGCGCUCCAGUAGCUUUACUAACCUUAAUCAAAACAGUGUUAAGAAUAGAGUAGCUUGGAGACAAUCAAAUAUGAAUCUCAAUCGGUCAGCAUCAUUUAGCAACUUGUCGCAAGGUGUGUGGCGAGGUCGCGGGUUCCGUCGCCGUGGAGGUCGGAUGGGAGUAAUGAGAGGAAGGAUGAGAGGUCGCGGCGGGCGCGCAGCGCGAGUUGGGCAAGCGGGCCGUGCGGGCCGUGCGGGGCGGUCGCGGCCAGUGGCGCCCAACAGAGGACGGGGCAGAGGUGGUGUAACUAGGCAGCAAAAAACAGUUCCAACCAAGGAAGAGCUGGACCUGCAACUUGACCAAUACAUGGCAAGCACCAAGUCUGCGCUCGACAAGGAACUGGAUACAUACAUGAAGAAUGCAAUGGACCUUGAAUAACAGAGAUGUGUGUGUGACAUGUGGACAUGCAGAUUAUUCUUACUGUGGAAUAUAGUGCUAAAACAAUUUUAUGUUAUCUUCUAUUUUGUUACAAAGUUUGUCCAACUUAGACAUUAAAGACAAAAUUUUGAUGUUGUUGAUUCAAUUUAUUGCUUUGUUAAGUCAAUUAAAUUGUUAAGUCAAGUAUGUGAAACCAGGUAAAGAUAUGUGAUCAAAUGUUUCUUGUACUCUUUUUUUCUUUUUCUUUUUUUGUAUAUGCUAAAUAGACGAGCUAACAUAUUUAGAAAAUUAAAAUGAACAAUAGCAGAAUAACAA
Messenger RNA from Nymphalis io (European peacock), 1221 nucleotides. RefSeq names its product chromatin target of PRMT1 protein-like. The coding region runs from base 211 to 906 and encodes 231 amino acids. The record is from RefSeq and is a predicted model, not a curated record. NCBI's taxonomy places the organism in Eukaryota, Metazoa, Arthropoda, Insecta, Lepidoptera, Nymphalidae. The transcript is spliced from 5 exons.